Molecule: messenger RNA, 2043 nt
Organism: Dentiscutata erythropus
Lineage: Eukaryota; Fungi; Glomeromycota; Glomeromycetes; Diversisporales; Gigasporaceae
Source: the annotation of a GenBank genome assembly
AUGAUCAUAAUAAACAUUCUUCAUAUAAUCAUCACGUGCGCAUUACUUUUACCGCGACUUACAUUCUCUUUAAGAACUUUAACUUAUGCAGAGUCUAAUCUUUUUCCCGUAGAGUUUGACACCACAAUUGAUGGUACCGCAAUAAUUCGUCUACAACAGCGCCUUCCAAACAGCCAAUGUGCUGAAUCAAGAGUUAUAAUGAGAUAUAUUCUACCUAAUGGAGUAUUAGUGUCAAACGAUGUAGAUUUUCAAUUUGAUCCUAUUAAUUUUUGUCCAGUGGAUAGAAUUGAGAUUCAUCCAUUAAUAGGAAAGUUUAGUUUGCUAUCGUAUUUAAAUUCUACGAACCCAGGAAGUACUGGAAAUGUAUUAGUACAAUAUGCGGCCAUGAUAAUUAACCAAGAUGGGAAAGUGGUUCAAAAUAAUUUUCCUCCAUUAAACGCUCCAUUCAUGUCGAAUAUGUCUGCAAAGGCAAAAAUUGUUUCAAAUAGUAAUGGUGAUGUUUUAUGGACAUUUAAAGCUGAUAAUAACGAUUCGAUUACUUAUGUUAAGUUUAGUACGCAAAGACUAAAUAGUGCAAUAAUUGAUCCUAUUACACCACCAACAUUCAUGAUAGCUGUGAAUGGGAUAUUUCAAACAUCAACCGAUCUCGAACUUCAAAAUUAUACCACCUUUUCUACAUUUUAUGGUCAUUUUGCGAUCGUUUUCACUGCUAGAUAUGGUACUUCUACUGUAACAACAUCCCAAUUGUCCGCUUUUUGUACUUUUCUAAUUGCAGAGACAAACAAUCUCAUAGAUCAUCCAUUAAUAAUAUACAAUCCUAAUACCACAUUAACAUCAUUAGAAAUUAUGAAAUGUGGUGAAUCGUCAUUUGAAGGGACAGCAUUUAAAUGUUUACUGACAGCCACUCAAAGUAUUGGUAAUUCAAUCUCCAGGACACAAGUUUCAUUUUUAUUAACAGGUUUUAUCACAAAAACAAAUUCAAUUCCUAUUGGUAAUACUUUAACAAAUUCUAUAAAAACAAUAUUUUUUAAUCCUUUAUAUUUUGGUGGAUAUUUACAAAGAAUUUAUUUAAAUAGUAGUGAAAUUAUUGGAAAUAUUUUUGAUAUUAAUGAUAAUUUAAAAGGAAAUUGGGAUUUAUCUUUUACUAAUGUAAAUUUUAGUAAUAUUGUAAUUAAUGGUGGAACAAAUGGAGAUGAUGGUGGUGUAGGUGUAUUUAGAAACAAUACUGUUAUUUUAGUCCUGGGUGAUGGUGGAAACGGUGUAUCAUGGAGUGUGGUAACGACCGAUGUUAUUAAAAUUUAUAAUCCAAGUCAACCUCUAAUAAAUCCAAACAUAGCAUCAACUUCUUUAUCUAUAAACGCUACAGCUCCGCAAGAUACAACUCCCUUAUCCAUUACAUUUUCUAAACCUAUUUCAUUAUCUACCGGAAAUAUUUCAAUAUUUCAAUUUAUUUCUUCAUCAAAUAAUUUAAAUAGUGGUUCGUUGCUACGACAAACAUUUUCUGGCAACUCAACAUUCUGUACAUUAGAUUCUUCUAAAACCGUAGUUACUAUCACAAUAUUACAGAGUACAUUUAAUCAACCAAAAUCAGUGUAUUUUAUUAAAAUUGAUGAUGGAUUCGUAAGAAAUAUGGCGACUGAUAUGGCGCUCGUUGGCGUUGUCGACGGUUUUUGGACUAUUUUAACUAAUUCAGCAACAGCUUACAUAAAACUUUCAAACGACCUCUUCAAUAUCUUGGCUACAAAUUUUUCCCAGUUAAUUCCUCAAUUUCUAUCACAAAUUGCACAGGUUACCCCUGUUUCGCUAACUCGAUUAUCAAUUCCAUCCAAUUUUAAAUUUGCUUCGAUUAAUUCAACUCAAAAUGAUUUAAAAAUACUUAUUAUAAUCGGAACUGAAAUAAAUGGUGAAGUGAGAAGUGCAAAGGUAAUAAGUGAUUUAGAUACUUUAAUUAGAAAUCGUGAUAUUUCUCCUGUAGGAAUGAUGAAUUUGACAGCUGGAAUUGAUAAAAAUUUUGGUGUUCAAUGGAAUUGUGAGUAUUUUUAA